Molecule: messenger RNA, 684 nt
Organism: Theobroma umbraticum
Lineage: Eukaryota; Viridiplantae; Streptophyta; Magnoliopsida; Malvales; Malvaceae
Gene: PSK3
Product: PHYTOSULFOKINE 3 PRECURSOR
Biological process (GO): cell population proliferation
Cellular component (GO): extracellular region
Molecular function (GO): growth factor activity
Source: RefSeq, a predicted model, not a curated record
GGUAGCUUCCUUUGCAUGUAUUUAUAUCCAGCUUCCCCCCCUUCCACCAUCCCAACUCCCAACACUUUCAAGUACUCUAUCCCUUUCUUUCUUCUCUAUUUCUCUCUCUUUGCCCUUGUGUCUCUAUUUGUGUUUGUGAGCAUACCGUAAAAAUAGUGUCCCAAGCUGAAACCAUGAAGCAAAGUUUUCUUUCUGGUGCUCUUCUUCUCUUCUUCCUAAUUCUUAUUUCCUCUUCCCAUUUAUCUGCACGAUUCAUAGCAAACAAACAAGGAAAAGAAGAGGUAGAGCUAAGUAAGGUCACAGAUAGAGAGGACAUUGAACUGAUAAAUCAACUAAUGGGGGUGGAAGCAUGUGACAGUGGAGAUGAUGAAUGCUUGAAAAGAAGAAUAGUCUCAGAGGCUCACUUAGACUACAUUUACACCCAGCAUCACAAGCCUUGAUCAGAAUUUCCAUACCAAGGAUUUGAAGUUCAUGUAGCUUCUUCAUAUUUUUACCUUAGAACCUACGUAUAUAUGUUUGAUUUUAUUCCAUGUAUAAUUAAGUUCUUCUUUGAUCUUCAUAGUAUGAGAACCGGUAGAAUGGCUUUUAAGUUUUAAAAUUCUAUGUUUGUUACUGAAAACUUAUGAUUAAUGUAAGUGUAACACCUAAGUGCAGCUAUAUAUCACUAGAUAGUUUUCUCUGUAA